Molecule: messenger RNA, 800 nt
Organism: Solenopsis invicta (red fire ant)
Lineage: Eukaryota; Metazoa; Arthropoda; Insecta; Hymenoptera; Formicidae
Product: acyl-CoA Delta(11) desaturase-like
Exons: 4
Coding region: 48-758 (236 amino acids)
Biological process (GO): unsaturated fatty acid biosynthetic process
Cellular component (GO): endoplasmic reticulum membrane
Molecular function (GO): iron ion binding; stearoyl-CoA 9-desaturase activity
Source: RefSeq, a predicted model, not a curated record
UUAAAAAAACUUUAUUUAAAUAAUUUUUGUUAAUAGACUGUGUAACAAUGGCGUUAAAACCAACACAAGUAAAUAAGGAACUUGAAGAAAAACCGAAAUUCAAUAGACCAAUAGUAUGGCGUAAUGUAAUUGUUUUAUCGUUGCUACAUCUUGGUGCCCUGGGUGGACUUUACCUCUCAUUUACAUCGGCGAAAUAUAUGACUAUUUUUUUCGCAAUUUUUUUAUACGAAUUUAGCCUUUUGGGAAUCUCAGCUGGGGCUCAUCGACUUUGGUCCCAUCGAUCCUACAAAGCCAAGGGGAAGGUCCCAGAUGCAUAUUAUACGAUAUUGGUGAUAUUGCUCUGCUUUGUUUUGCCAACCGUUAUCCCGGUCGUAUUUUGGGAAGAAAAAUGGCUAAACGCCUACUUAAUCCCCGGCGUUCUUCGUCAUAUUUUGCUACUAAAUAUAGCUUUAAUGAUUAAUUUAAUAGGCCACAGAUAUGGUUAUAAACCAUAUGACAAAUAUAUAAAUCAAGCAGACAAUUUAAUUUUUUCUAUAUUUUCCUCGGGAGAAGGAUGGCACAACUAUCAUCACGUCUUUCCGGGGGAUUAUAGAUCUAUUGAAUUAAAAAGUAUGCUUAAUUUAACAAAAAUGUUUAUCGAAUUUUUCGAAAAAAUCGGUUGGGCCCACGAUUUGAAAUAUGCAUCGGAUGAAACGAUAAGAAAACGUAUGAAGAGAACGGGCGACGGAAAAUGGGUCAAACAGUAUAAUUAUAAUUAAAUCAAUAAAAUAAUUUUUGGUUUACAGUUUUUCUUAGUUCUU